Molecule: messenger RNA, 1878 nt
Organism: Andrographis paniculata
Lineage: Eukaryota; Viridiplantae; Streptophyta; Magnoliopsida; Lamiales; Acanthaceae
Product: SUPPRESSOR OF GAMMA RESPONSE 1
Exons: 5
Coding region: 215-1615 (466 amino acids)
Biological process (GO): regulation of DNA-templated transcription
Cellular component (GO): nucleus
Molecular function (GO): transcription cis-regulatory region binding; DNA-binding transcription factor activity
Source: RefSeq, a predicted model, not a curated record
ACUCGGCCUAAAGAAAUUUCAAACCCCCAAUAAAAAAUUGAAUAAAUAAUAAAAUUUUGGAAAAAAAAAAAAAAUCUUAAAAGGAAAGGAAGGGAAAAGGCUUUGACACGGUUCUGAUAAAUUCAAGGACUGAAGCGGGUAGACCUUAGAUGCGGAGUAGUCUCUUGGAUACUGGAAGAGAGGGAAGAACAUUGGAUUCUUGCAUCAUUCUGCCAUGGCGGGGACAUCAUGGUUGGUUGAUCCCACCAGAAUUGCGACAAAAAUCCGGAGCGCCUCAGGUGCAUGCCAACCAGAAAAGAUCAGCUGGACAAGCAAUCCAACGAAAUCUUGUCCUAAUUGCCAACAUGUUAUUGAUAACAGUGAUGUUGCUGAUGCGUGGCCUGGGUUGCCUCGUGGCGUGAAAUUCGACCCUUCUGACCAAGAGAUUAUCUGGCACUUGCUUGCUAAAGUUGGUUAUGAAGAUUUGAAGUCCCAUCCUUUCAUAGAUGAGUUCAUUCCUACUGUUGAUGAAGAUGAUGGUAUCUGUUACACUCACCCACAAAAUUUGCCUGGUGUGAAGCAAGAUGGAAGUGUAUCACACUUCUUCCAUCGAGCAAUCAAGGCUUACAAUACUGGAACCCGGAAACGUAGGAAGAUACAUGGCGAUGUUUUGGGGGAUGUUCGUUGGCAUAAGACUGGCAGGACAAAGCCUGUGUUCUUGGACGGCAUACAAAAAGGAUGCAAGAAGAUUAUGGUUUUGUAUAUAAGCCCUGUUCGAGGAGGAAAAGCUGAGAAGACUCUUUGGGUAAUGCAUCAGUACCAUUUGGGCACCGGAGAAGAUGAGAAAGAAGGAGAAUAUGUAGUUUCGAAAGUGUUUUAUCAGCAGCAACAAGUCAAGCAGACUGAGAAAGGCGACGAGGAUGUCCCUGAAAGCAGCGAUGCCAUGAUUGUAAAGGUGGAUCCUGUCACUCCUAAAUCUGUAACUCCUGAACCUCCUCGCCCUGAAACAAGAUUUUCCAAUGAUGAGGCCAGACAUGAGUCUCCAGCUCCAGUCGUAAGGGUCAGUCCGACUUUUCCAUUGGAUGAGAAUGCUUUGCUAAUUACUUGUCCGAGCACGAGCUUACACCUUAUUCCACAUCAGAAUGAAACUUGCAUGGAAGAUAUGGUGGAAACAGCUAUGGUGGAAGCAACUUGUCAGUUGAAUGAUCAUCAAAAUCGCUGUACUGAUGAGAAUAAUCCUUCCGAUCAAAUGGAAGGUGAGAACAAUGAUGAGGCUGCUGACGACAACAAAUGGUGGGAGAAUGAGUCGCAGUUUUUGCUUAGCUCGCAGCAGCUUGUUGAAGGGUUGUCCAUCUGCGACGAGCUUCUGCAAAGUCAGUCGCCAAAUAGGGAUGAUGAAACUGGAAUUGGUAGAAAACCGAGUGAUAAGCCUCGCCUCUCUGACUAUGCUCAGUUGGGACCAGAGGAUUUGAAGAGGGAUUUGGAGGAGUGCCAAAGUUUGGUUUCUGAUCCAGUAAAUAUUGAGCUCGACACACCUCCAGAUUUUCGGCUAAGCCAGAUUGAGUUUGAAUCACAGGACAGUUUCAUUGCAUGGGGUGGAAGCAUGAGAGGAGGAAAAGAGCUCGACAAAUUCUGAUCUGUUCAACAUAUCAAUAGCAAGUCCGAGUAUAGUAAUUCUUGGCUGGCUUCAAUGAUGUUUUGUGUUGGAGUGAAAUCAAUGCAUUUCUUGCUGAUGAAACUGAUAAUCAGCUUUUUGGAAAUUUAGGGGGAUCAGUAACUUUAUGUUUUGAUGAUCUGAUGUUCUUACUGGCUCCUAAAUGAACUCGUGCUUGAUAUUUUGGCUGUUGCUACCUUUGUAAAUUAUGUUUUAUUUCAAGCAAAAAAAUGAUUCAAUUAUUA